Cercospora beticola is the source of this 2705-nucleotide messenger RNA. RefSeq lists its product as uncharacterized. NCBI's taxonomy places the organism in Eukaryota, Fungi, Ascomycota, Dothideomycetes, Mycosphaerellales, Mycosphaerellaceae. The record is from RefSeq and is a predicted model, not a curated record.
GAGUUGAUCGAUUCUAUGGCCUUCCCGCAUGGGCUUGGCGAAAGCAGACACAGACUCUCAGUCCGACCCAGACUUCCACUUUCACGACGCUACCUCACCUCUUCCAUUGGAUGACCGCCACAGCAACCGAGCUGCUGAGCCACUCUACAGUACAUGCGAACACCACGAUGUACAGUAGAAACGAGCACGACAACAAGAGUAGUCGCCACAGCAGACGCAGGAAGUGUGGCUGUUACGAGCCAGUCGCUCCACACAGACGACGCGAUCGACCUUCACAGCCACAAGGCCUCAUUGAAAUCCAACACAUCGAGCCUAUACUCGAGGCCCCCUCACGACGAGAACCCAGAACGUGCAUGCGUGGACGAGAACGAAGGACCCUUUCAUACCAUUUCAGGACGCAGCUCCGACAGCAUAUGCGCGAUCUGCGUGCUGGUGACAUCACACUCCACGCACGAGGAUGGAAGCUUGUCCCAGUUUUCGUGACAACAUGGCGGGCAUGAGGAGCCACAUUGUAGGCAUGCGACAGGUCUUCUCAAGUGUUCCUUUUGUUCUGGUUCCGUUGUUUCAUCUAGCAUCCCCUGCAUGCUAUCGAUCUAGCUACUCUGGCCCAGACAACGACUCCAAGGUUAAAGCGACAUGGUGAAGAAGCUACAGAAGCGGAAUCCUUCCACCGAUAGAGCUGGUACAGACGGAAGCGACACAGACACCAUGCAGCCGAAGAAAGAGAGGAGACGAUUGAGUGGAAUAUUCAAGAGGAAGGACAAGACGGCGGGUUCUCAGUCGACGAAUACGACAUCGUCAGAUCUACUUGCGCGGAGCAGCACGACUGCUACGAAUCCGUCCACAGACCUGCUCUCGCCGAACCCCAACACAGCGGCACAGAAUGAAAACACGCACAGCUCGAGCACUGUUCCGACAACCACGUCGCCGAUGAGCGGAGCAGUCCACGAUUCAGCAUAUGCCAGCAGCGAAGCUCCGUCGAACUCGCGUUCGAACAACUCCAACAACAACAUUGUCUCGGUACAGAAUGAUGGCCAGAUUGAAGGUGUGAACAAGGAUCGCAAUCUGGCAGUGAACAAGGCGACGGGAGACGUGUUGGACGAGGAUACUGGAGAGAUCGUCUCGACUGUGACGACCACCACCACAACCACAACGACUACGACAUUGGUGCGUGGCAAGGAUGGCAAGAAGGAGCUACGAACGAAUGUCAAUACUGUCCCGGCCGGGACCACGACUACAGCAGCUUCGUCUAGCUCAGCACCAGGGCCGAGUGCGACGUCAAACAGACCAAGAGACAACAGCGGAGUCUCAGAGAUGCCAGCAGAUUCAGCGCCUCGAAGGCCGAGUGCAGACGUAUUGCCGACCCCACUCUCUACAACAGCCAGUCGAGGUCAGACGCCACCAAGACCGACUCCUCUUCAGACUUCCGCACCAAACUUCCCACCGAAUGCACCAGAUCUGCCCGCGAAGAGUCCAAAGCGAUUGUCCCGAGAGUUCGAUCGUCCUCCCGGUGAAAUUGGAGAUCAUGUGCCUCCGAGUCCAAUAGUUGGCAGCAACGUUGGACCCAACUUCUCGUACCUCAACAGGUCACACGAUGGCUCACCAUCGAACAAUCCUCCCGCGGUGCCCAACAAUGCGCCUCCCGCUGCCCCGUUUUCACAAGAGCCGCAGAGGCACAGUCCCCUUGGUGGGCUGAGGCCGCAAGACUCACAGCAAAACUUCUCAGGAAACAAUUUCAUGCAGAACCAGGCUGCUCAGCAAGGGACUCCAGCGCCGUUCCCUCCUCCACCACGUCCGCAGAUGGCGGAGAUAUACCCACACGGACCAGACGAUUAUCAGAAUUAUACGACAGCUCCUCCCACGGCUCCAGGCCAUCCGCAUCAAUUCGCGCCUAACGCGGCGAGCUUCAGCCACGCAGGCAACCAACAUGAAGGCUACGGCCAUCCUUCCGGACCACCGUCAUCAUACGGUGGCCUAUCAACAAUCGAAAGCAUGUCGGAAACAUCAUCAGUCGCGCCAAGUGCCAGCGCCUCUCAGGCUCCCUCUGCAGCUCCUUCAGCUCCGGCCUCCACAUUCGGUAGUCUAAAAGCUGCAGCGAAAGGCCUACAUGGCGUCGGCGAGACCCUCCGCGGCACACUAAACAACGAAAUCGACACUCGGUUCCCUCGUCGAAAUGCCGAAAAGGCCGCCAUCGCAAACGCGAAGAACCAGGCUGCUCUAGACCGAGGCCAAACGGAAAUGCAAGGCCUCCAAGCCUAUGAGCAAUUCGCCCCCGGACAUCGGUCUUCUGGUUCUGCGGAAUUGCAACGAGACGGGAGUGUGGCCGGCUCAACGACAACAAAUUCUUCUUCGAUUUUGCAAAGGUGGCCUUUGAGGAGAGAACAUAGCAUUCCGAGGAAACCGAUCCCAUGAUGUACAGUCGAAAAAUGGUGUGAUUUACGAAUUGAAUGAUGUGAUGAUUUUUAUGAGAAACACGGACGAACAAAACUUCGCAUGCUGUAUUGUAAGGUCUGGAAUCACAGUACAUAGAAUGCAUCAACAACAUCAGUACAGUACCGUUAUAUGCAAUGCUCUGGCUUGUGAUUUUCGAGACUCGAUGCUGCCUGCUGCUUCCUCCUGCCUGAAUAUGGGAUGCUUUGAACGGACAUCGGGAAGUUCUUGCUGUUGCCUUGCGCGUUUCACUUUCCUCACUGUACUGGUCAUUG